Messenger RNA from Mesorhabditis belari, 1236 nucleotides. NCBI's taxonomy places the organism in Eukaryota, Metazoa, Nematoda, Chromadorea, Rhabditida, Rhabditidae. The record is from the annotation of a GenBank genome assembly.
AUGAACUGUUUGGACGGAGUGAAUCGAACGGAGAUCCAAUCCGUCAAGGACUACUGGAAUCGGGAACUCGAUACUUUAUUGACGAUGUUUACCGUAAUCCACAAAUAUCUUUAUGUUCCACUUUGUCUCGUCGGAGUUUUCGCGAAUUUGGCUAUCGUAAUCGUCUUGUUGCGACCAGCGAUGCGCCGAAAUCCGUUCAAUCUUUUCCUGAUGGCGAUCGCGAUCUGUGAUGCAACUCUUAUGGCUACAUAUCUUGGAUAUAAACAUGUAGGCGAGUGUCAUCCGUGGUUUUUCUCGUACUAUUGGCUUCUUUACACGAAAUUUUACGCAAUGGUCUCCGUUUUUGUGCACGCGCUCAGCCUCUGGCUUACCGUCAACAUGGCUGUUUUAAGAUAUCUCGUGCUUUUCCGUGGUCAAUCUCCCCAAUCGAAUCUUCCCAAUUGCAACUCGUAUUCAUCGGCUUCAUUCGCGAUUAUUUGUGCGAUGAUCAUCGCCGUCAUCGGCUCAUUACCGAACAUGCUUAGAUAUCGGGUAGACGGCCCAGAAGUCCUUCCACUCCCAUCUGGUUUUCAAAAAGAAUGCAGUAAAGGAGGAUAUUCAACAUAUUGGUAUCCACUCAUUGAUGUCAAAGAGUUGAAAGGGUAUUCGCUCGAUAAACCGCUUUGGUGGAACUGUGAUUGGGAACGAGUGAAUUAUUGGCUAGCGUCGAUCGUUCUCAAGCUUAUCCCAUGCCUUUUACUCACCAUUUUUAUGACAUUAUUAGUGAGAAUGUUGAUGGAGGCACGAGAGAGGCGAUCAAGACUUUGCGGUGGAGCCACGUCUGGGAAUUCACAGGCUGAACGCACAACGACAAUGUUGACGGGAAUCGUUGCCGUUUUCCUUGUCACCGAGGCUCCACAGGGAUUGUUAGGGCUUGCUGCUGGUUUCAAUCCCCGUCUGCAGGGUCUUUCCGGGAUUUUGGGGAACACAUUCGAUUUACUUUCACUAAUCAAUUCUUCAGUGAAUUUUGUCCUCUACGCUUUGAUGAGCCACGUGUUCAGGAGGGAAUUCCUGUUGACAUUCGGUGCGUGUUGUCCGAAAUCGACCGAGCAAGACAGCGGCGUCGUGCUCACGAAAGCCACCGCCUUUACACCGGAAAGGCACAGGUUUUUCCGCCUUUUCGAUCGUCGUUCGACGGGUUUCACGGCCGUUCCCACAAAGCCCGACCUGCCAAUCUCAACGCCAAUCAACGAAUAU